AAAAUGGCCUGGUCAAGAUUUUUCGUUGGAAAUUACUUGGCAAAUCUCAGUAAUAACGUUAUAAAUCCGUUAUUAUCAGACCCAAAUACAUAUACAAGGCCCCUCGUCCUCUUUGAUCAACGAAGAUACAGCAGAAGAACCAAGACUCCUCCAAAAUGGUUGGCACGGCGAUGGCCAUCUGUUUCUAGUAAAGGAGAGCUCACUCCCGAUAAUCAGGAGUUCAUAAAUAAGCUUGUGAUUCAAAAAUACCAGAAUAUUGAGAGUCCACUGAAGGAUGGUCCGUGGGAACGAGGAACAUGGAGCCCAAUGACGUUCAGAUGUGGGUUGUUGGGUAUCAAAAUUGGUGUUCAACCUCAGUGGUUCAAAAAUGGGAAGAAAAUAUCCACGACAUUGAUACAAAUCGUUGACAACCAUGUAAUACGAUAUACACCUCCAGAUCAACUACCAAAGAACGCCCCAUACUCUGUGGUGCAUCCUUCUUGGCGCGGAAAAUAUGGUUUCCAGGUUGUUGGAGCAUUAAGCACUGAUCCACAGUGGUUUUCAAAAGAGUACAACAAUCUGUUUAAAGAUGCUGGUGUCCCACCUAAACGGAAGCUGUGUCGAUUCCUAGUCACACCAGAUGCAGCAGUACAACCUGGUACACCUCUGUCAGUGAAUCACUUCAGUGUUGGAGACUAUGUCGAUGUCGAGGGAAGAACGAUUGACCAUGGUUUCCAAGGUGUUGUAAAGAGAUGGGGUUUCAAAGGUGGUCCAGCCUCCCACGGGAAUACCAAGUGGCAUCGCAGGCCAGGCUCAAUCAGUGGAGGGGAUUCGUCUAGGGUUCAUAAGGGGAAAAAGAUGCCUGGUCAUAUGGGAGAGGAGAGGCGUGAACUCCGAGGGCUCAAGAUUCUGCGCAUUAAUACUAAGUACAACAUCUUAUACGUGGUGGGCGGCAAUCUACCGGGACUAACCCAUGGUUAUCUUAAAGUCACAGACUCUGUCCUUCAUUAUCGAAAGGCACAACUAAUUGAAAAUCCACCACCGAUGCCAACGUGGCAUGCAGAGGACUGCCAGGAAUCAUUGCCGGAGGAAUUAUAUGAUGAAUCUCUGUUUCAAUUUACGGAUAAUUCCCUACAAUUGAAAGAGGAAAGUAACUGAUAGACUUUGGAAUAUGGAUGUUCUCAAUUCUUUAAGAGUUUUUGGUGUCAUCUUCUCAGCUUAGGAGACUUUUGUUGACUCAACAUUUCUCCAAUUGAAAGUACGAUCUUUUUGGAAUACAAGCAUUUCUUAAGGAAGUUCUGUGCUUUUCAGAGAUGGAGCUCACUUGUGUGAAAAAGAUUAAUGUGAUGUCUCGUAAAGAGAGGCUGACACUAGACUAAAUUCAGCCACAUCUGCCAUGUAUCAGGUUGUGAAUGAAGUAUUGUAUUUGACCAAUCAUGUUUUUGUUUAAAAAAUUGAAGAAGUUAUCAAAGAUAAUUUUGUCGUAUGAACUCAAAUAUUAACAAUGAAA
This is a messenger RNA of Lineus longissimus, 1489 nucleotides long. RefSeq names its product large ribosomal subunit protein uL3m-like. Gene Ontology annotation, biological process: translation. NCBI's taxonomy places the organism in Eukaryota, Metazoa, Nemertea, Pilidiophora, Heteronemertea, Lineidae. The transcript is spliced from 8 exons. The coding region runs from base 4 to 1137 and encodes 377 amino acids. Gene Ontology annotation, cellular component: mitochondrial large ribosomal subunit; ribosome. The record is from RefSeq and is a predicted model, not a curated record. Gene Ontology annotation, molecular function: structural constituent of ribosome.